CAUAGAUUUAGACAUAUUGUGAAAACAGAUCGGAGAGUUUUUACAUACAUUCGCUCCAAUCUUUCCCUUUCUCUGUGUGUCAAUUUGUCAAGUUCAUAAAAUUACAGUUUUUGUAGUAAGCACAAUUUGAAAAUAAUUUUGGCCCGGCGACUUAACGAAAUUCAUGGAGAAAGAUCUGGACUUUUUGAUCAACGCAUUGUCGCAGCCCAAUUCCCCACUAUGGGUGACCUAUAGUCCGGCUCAGAUAAGGGAAAUGCGUGAAUCCUUUGUCAAGCUGCAGGAUCUACUGCGUCACAAUCCCUUGUAUGUGGAGCGUGCGCCAUGUCAUCCAGUCCGCUUCAAGGCCGGCGGGAAUACAGACUUUAGGCCCAUGGCCAAAGAUAUGCCGCUCACAGUGCCACAUAUGAACAUGCCCAGCGAUGCGAAGGAAUCAUUAACAGUCCUAGUGUCGGAGUCGACAUCAAUGGAGAGCUUCAGCGAUUCGCCCUCGCUGAUUAGCAGCAGUUAUCUGGGCGGCAGCCAAGAAACACAAAGCAAUGACAAACAAGAGCUGGCCACGCAGGGUGAUGACGAGAGGAGCACGACGGAUAACUUUCUGGCACUGGUGCCCUAUCAGCAGGAGCCCAGCCAAGAGCUGGUGCGCUACGAACCGCCCUACGAUGAGUAUGAUUCUGACUCUGAUACGCUACGAGGCAGUUCCAGCUGUGACUCUGUAUCUGGCUCCGGCGCCAGAUCUACGGGCAGCUCAUCCGUCGGUGAGGUGUCCAUCAGUAUACCCAUGCAAAUGGAAUAUGUGUGGCAUAACGUGGACUACAAGGCGGACAGCACCGACAGCGAUAUGACCAUCAUUGCGGAUGGCUAUAAUUAUAUUUUGAGCAGCUAACAAGUAAACCGCUUGAAAAGAUCAGGAUCAUCAUUAAAUUAAAUUGCAUCGCUUGAUACACCUUACUUUUAUGAUAUAUAUGUAUAUUUAUAUAUUCCGCAAAGGACUCAUUCUCGGCUCAGUAAAAGUGAUUAAAAACAGAAAUUUUAAUUGAAAA
Molecule: messenger RNA, 1040 nt
Organism: Drosophila virilis
Lineage: Eukaryota; Metazoa; Arthropoda; Insecta; Diptera; Drosophilidae
Source: RefSeq, a predicted model, not a curated record